Molecule: messenger RNA, 2383 nt
Organism: Dalotia coriaria
Lineage: Eukaryota; Metazoa; Arthropoda; Insecta; Coleoptera; Staphylinidae
Product: bifunctional 3'-phosphoadenosine 5'-phosphosulfate synthase-like
Exons: 3
Coding region: 264-2138 (624 amino acids)
Biological process (GO): sulfate assimilation; 3'-phosphoadenosine 5'-phosphosulfate biosynthetic process
Molecular function (GO): sulfate adenylyltransferase (ATP) activity; adenylylsulfate kinase activity; ATP binding
Source: RefSeq, a predicted model, not a curated record
UGAAAGUCCAUGACUGGUCAAGAAGUGGGGAAACAUUUGCGUUUGCGCUACAUUUCGUUUCCGCGGUACAUGAACGUGAAAUUCCCACCCAACACCCGAAAACACGACACGAAAUAUACAACAGUAAAUUAUUAACUGUUUGUACAAUUAUAUUUAACCCAAUUCUUCGAAAUACUACAACUUACGUGUUCGUAUAGCCAGGAUUAUCAUCAGCGUUGAUAUAUUAUAUCUUUCGGGAAUAACUGCCGAAAAUCAGUAUUAAAAUGACGAGCACACAUGAAAUCUACAAGAAGCAAAGAACUUCAAUGCAAGUGGCAACUAAUGUAACAGAACAGAAACAUCAUGUAUCCAGAGCAAAACGCGGUCAAAUCCUGGGACAUCUCCGAGGUUUCAGAGGAUGCACAGUUUGGUUUACAGGUUUAUCUGGAGCUGGCAAGACAUCAAUUGCUUUUGAGUUGGAAGCAUAUUUAGUAUCACAUGGAAUUCCUGUCUAUGGUCUUGAUGGUGACAACAUGAGGACAGGUCUGAAUAAAGAUCUUAGUUUUUCCAAACAGGACAGAGAAGAAAACAUCAGGAGGGUAGCAGAAGUAGCUAAGUUGUUUGCUGAUGCUGGGCAGAUUUGCCUCUGCAGUUUCAUAUCUCCAUUUGCUGAAGAUAGGGAUUUGGCUAGGAUUAUUCACAGGGAAUCAGAUCUGCCAUUUUUUGAGGUGUUUGUUGACACACCACUUGAAGUCUGUGAACAGAGAGACACCAAGGGGUUGUAUGUAAAGGCAAGGAAGGGUGACAUCAAGGGUUUUACUGGAAUAGACCAACCUUAUGAGACCCCAGAACAUCCUGAGCUUGUUGUCAAAACAGUGUCUUUGACAGUGGAGGAAAGCAUGCUGCAAGUGGUGGAGAUGUUGCAGGAGAAUGGAAUUAUUCCAAAGGAAGUUAUUAAUCAGGAUGUGGUGGAGGAGUUGAUUGUUCCUGAAGAAAGAUUGGCUGCUGCUAGGGAGGAGGCUGCUUCCUUGCCUGGGAUCAAUAUUAACUUGAUUGAUCUGCAAUGGGUCCAAGUAUUAAGUGAAGGUUGGGCUUCACCACUCAAAGGCUUCAUGCGAGAAAACGAAUUCUUGCAAACCCUCCACUUCAAUUGCAACUUCAACGGCAAAAACGCCAUCAAUCAAAGCAUACCAAUAGUAUUACCUUGCACAGCAGAGGAUAAGGAACGCUUGAACGAAACCUCGGGCAUUUCCUUGUAUUACAACGGCAUUUGCGUGGCUAUUCUUCGCAAACCUGAGUUUUAUCACCACCGCAAGGAAGAGCGCUGCGCUCGUCAAUUCGGCACCACUAAUAAGAACCAUCCGCAUAUCAAACUAAUCAUGGAAUCUGGCGAUUGGUUAGUUGGAGGUGAUCUUGAAGUUCUUCACCGUAUCCGUUGGAAUGACGGUUUAGAUGAGUAUCGCUACACGCCCAAUGAACUCCGUGCGAAGUUUAAGGCAAUGCGCGCCGAUGCUGUGUUUGCGUUCCAACUACGCAACCCAAUUCACAAUGGGCAUGCGUUGUUAAUGUCGGACACCAAACGACAACUUCAAGAACGCGGAUUUAAGCGUCCGGUGCUACUCUUGCAUCCACUCGGUGGUUGGGUGAAAGACGACGAUGUCCCACUGCCAGAACGCAUGCAACAACAUCAAGCUGUCAUGGAUGAAGGUCUACUGGACGCACAAUCAACCGUCUUAGCUAUUUUUCCCAGUCCGAUGAUGUAUGCAGGUCCUACCGAAGUGCAAUGGCACGCAAAGGCUCGUAUGAACGCCGGUGCUAACUUUUACAUAGUUGGGCGUGAUCCAGCCGGCGUGCCACAUCCAGAUGGAAAGGAAGCAAGUCUUGAUGGUAAUCUAUAUGAUGUCAUGCAUGGCGGGCGUGUUUUAAAGAUGGCGCCUGGCUUAGACACAUUGGAAAUCAUUCCGUUCCGCGUGGCAGCUUACGACAAACGCCAUCAAAGAAUGGCGUUCUUUGAUCCGAGCAGGAAAGACGAUUUUGAUUUCAUUUCAGGCACAAGAAUGAGAGCAUUGGCUCGCAGCGGGGAAAAUCCUCCGGAUGGUUUCAUGGCACCUAAAGCAUGGCAGGUUUUAGUCAGCUACUAUCAAUCUUUGCAUUUAUAAAAUGCAUUUUAACACAAACGGUCAAAACAUAUAUACAAACUAAUCUUAGUGGAUAUUCAUUCCUAUUUUUUAACUAAUGAUAUACAAUAUUAUUGCAAUUUGUUAACAAUUUCAAGGAGGGUACAGAUUUUAUUAAUUCAUGCGUUUAAUUAUUUAUUUUUAAUUCUGAAUUGAAGAUUUUAUCAUAGAGUUAUAUUUGAAACAAUUAUAUAUAACAUUAAAUGUUGUGUGAAGCAAACAAGAAA